AUAUUUCUUGGUAAUCUUAUAAAAUCAACGAUCAACAGUAAUCAAAGAGAUAAAUCAAAAUUAUCAAAGCUUAAGUCCCGAACAACGGCCUGGGCCUAUAUAAAUGCUUGACAAUUGCAUUUCACUAUCAGUUUUUGUGUUCAGUUGGUAAAAAAAAAAGUAAUUAAACGGAUAUAUUCAUGAAAUACGCAGCAUUAAUACUGCUAUGUGCAGUAGCACUAGCAAAAACUGAGGACGGUUUAUACUCAAACGGCUGUCCAAAGGACUGGUCGAUUGAGCAACUGUUCCCUCAUCCAGAUUGCCAUAAAUUUUACCAAUGCUGGGAUGGACAGCUAGUCGUACACUCGUGCCCAUCUGACCUUUACUUCAGUAUAGAAGCUAAUCGUUGUGAAUGGUCCAAAGUCGUCGACUGCGCCGACAGGAACGUACCGGAAAAGGAAUCUAACGAAGUUGAUGACAGCCACGACGACAGCGGUGCUGGAGCCGGAAACUGUGAUCCUAGUCAAGCACCGGAAAUAUGCGCAGCAGAAGACUCAGCCGGAGUAUUAGUCGCUCAUGAAAAAUGUAACAAAUUCUACAUUUGUGAGAAUGGACUACCUUUGGCAAUAAGCUGUCCAGCCAACCUACUCUUCAACCCCAAGACUGAUACAUGCGACUGGGCCGAAAAUGUUGACUGUGGAGACAGAAUUACUUCCGACGGUGACAACGGUGGUUGCGAUGGAAACUGUGAUAAUGACAGCGACGAUGGUGCUGAUGAUAACGGCAACGCUGGAGCUGGUAACUGCGAUCCUAGUCAGGCUCCUGAAAUCUGUGCUGCUGAAGGCUCUGACAGUGUAUUGGUAGCUCAUGAAAAGUGCAACAAAUACUACAUUUGUGUUCACGGCAAGCCUGUACCAUUCCGCUGCCCAGGAAACCUUCUGUUUAAUCCGCAGUCUGAUACUUGUGACUGGCCUGAGAACGUGAAUUGCGGUGACCGAGUUAUCCCUGACGGCGAGAAUGGCGGAAAUGGUAACGAAGAUAGUGGAAACGACAACAAUGGAAGUAACGAUAACAGUAGUAGCGAUAGCGAGAGUAACGAAAAUAAUGGUAACGACAACAAUGGAAGUAACGAUAACAGUAGUAGCGAUAGUGAGAGUAACGAAAGUGAUGGUAACGACAACAAUGGAAGUAACGAUAACAGUAGUAGCGAUAGCGAGAGUAACGACAGCAGUAAUGGUGAAAAUGGAAAUGUUGGAGCUGGUAACUGUGACCCUAGCCAAGCCCCAGAAAUCUGCGCCGCAGACGAUUCAGACAGUAUCCUCGUUGCUCAUGAAAAAUGUAAUAAAUUCUACAUUUGCAAUGGAGGCAGGCCUACAGCUCUCAGAUGCCCCGGUAAUUUACUUUUCAACCCCAAGACUGACACAUGUGACUGGCCUGAGAACGUAGACUGUGGAGACCGCGUUAUCCCUGAUGGAGAGAGUGGUGGAAAUGGUAAUGAAGAGAAUGGAAAUGACAAUGGUGGUCACGACAACAAUGGAAGUAACGAAAACGGUAGCGACAAUGGAGGUAAUGAUAACGGUAAUGGCAAUGUUGGAGCUGGCAACUGUGACCCAAGCCAGGCCCCCGCAAUCUGUGCUGCAGAUGAUUCAGACAGCAUCCUCGUUGCUCAUGAGAAAUGCAACAAGUUCUACAUCUGUAAUGGAGGCAGUCCUGUAGCCGUGAGGUGCCCAGCCAAUCUUCUUUUCAACCCUCAGACUGACACAUGUGACUGGCCUGAGAACGUAGACUGUGGAGACCGCGUCAUCCCUGAUGGUGAGAGCGGUGGAAAUGGUAACGACAAUGGUGGUAGCGACAACGGUGGUAGCGACAAUGGUGGUAGCGACAACGGUGGUAGCAACAACGGUGGUAAUGGCAACGGCAAUGAAAAUGUUGGAGCUGGUAACUGCGACCCAAGCCAGGCUCCCGCAAUCUGCGCCGCAGAAGAUUCAGAUGGCAUCCUUGUUGCUCACGAGAAAUGCAAUAAGUUCUACAUUUGCAAUGGUGGCAGCCCUGUAGCCCUUGCUUGCCCUGGUAACCUUCUUUUCAACCCCAAUACUGACACAUGUGACUGGCCGGAGAACGUUAACUGUGGAGAUCGCGUCAUCCCUGACGGUGAUAGCAACAACGGUGGUAGUGACAACGGUGGUAGCGACAACGGUGGUAGCGACAACGGUGGCAAUGAUAACGGAAAUGGAAAUGUUGGAGCUGGUAACUGCGACCCAAGCCAGGCUCCCGCAAUCUGUGCCGCAGAAGAUUCAGAUGGAAUCCUUGUUGCUCACGAGAAAUGCAAUAAGUUCUACAUUUGCAAUGGUGGCAGCCCUGCAGCCCUCAGUUGCCCCGGUAACCUUCUCUUCAACCCCAAUACUGACACAUGUGACUGGCCUGAGAACGUUGACUGUGGAGACCGCGUCAUUCCUGAUGGCGAGAGCGGUGGAAAUGGUAACGACAAUGGUGGUAGCGACAACGGUGGUAGCGACAACGGUGGUAGCGACAACGGUGGUAGCGACAACGGCAAUGAAAAUGUUGGAGCUGGUAACUGCGACCCAAGCCAGGCUCCCGCAAUCUGCGCCGCAGAAGAUUCAGAUGGCAUCCUUGUUGCUCACGAGAAAUGCAAUAAGUUCUACAUUUGCAAUGGUGGCAGCCCUGUAGCCCUUGCUUGCCCUGGUAACCUUCUCUUCAACCCCAAUACUGACACAUGUGACUGGCCGGAGAACGUUAACUGUGGAGAUCGCGUCAUCCCUGACGGUGAUAGCCACAACGGUGGUAGUGACAAUGGUGGCAGCGACAACGGUGGUAGCGACAACGGUGGUAGCGACAACGGUGGUAGUGACAACGGUGGCAACGAUAACGGAAAUGAAAAUGUUGGAGCUGGUAACUGCGACCCAAGCCAGGCUCCCGCAAUCUGUGCCGCAGAAGAUUCAGAUGGCGUCCUUGUUGCUCACGAGAAAUGUAACAAGUUCUACAUUUGCGACGGUGGCAGCCCUGUAGCCCUUCGUUGCCCUGGUAACCUUCUCUUCAACCCCAAUACUGACACCUGUGACUGGCCUGAGAACGUUGACUGUGGAGAUCGCGUCAUUCCUGACGGUGAUAACGACAACGGUGGUAGCGACAACGGUGGUAGCGACAACGGUGGUAGCGACAACGGUGGUAGUGACAACGGUGGCAAUGAUAACGGAAACGGAAAUGUUGGAGCUGGUAACUGCGACCCAAGCCAGGCUCCCGCAAUCUGUGCCGCAGAAGAUUCAAACGGCGUCCUUGUUGCUCACGAGAAAUGCAAUAAAUUCAACAUUUGCAAUGGUGGCAGCCCUGUAGCCCUUAGUUGCCCUGGUAACCUUCUCUUCAACCCCAAUACUGACACAUGUGACUGGCCUGAAAACGUUGACUGUGGAGAUCGCAUCAUCCCUAACGGUGAAAGUGGUGGAAAUGGAAACGAGGAAAGUGGAAACAACAAUGGUGGUAACAACAACAAUGAGAGUAACGAAAACGGUAGUGAAAAUGGUGGUAAUGAUAACGGAAAUAGCAAUGUUGGAGCUGGUAACUGCGACCCAAGCCAGGCUCCCGCAAUCUGUGCCGCAGAAGAUUCAAACGGCAUCCUUGUUGCUCACGAAAAAUGUAACAAGUUCUACAUUUGCCAUGGUGGCAGCCCUGCAGCCCUCAGUUGCCCCGGUAAUCUUCUCUUCAACCCCAAUACUGACACUUGUGACUGGCCUGAGAAUGUGGACUGUGGAGACCGCGUUAUCCCUGGUGGUGAAAGUGGUGGAAACGAUAACGAAGGCGGUAGCAGUGACAACGGUGGUAGUGAUAACGGUGAUGCUGGAAAUGAUAGCAACGACAGUGGAAACAACGGAUCCUGUAAUUGUAACCCCAACGAAGCACCUGAGAUUUGCGCUGCUGAAGACUCCGAUGGAGUUUUGAUUGCUCACGAUAAUUGCAACAAGUUCUACGUAUGUGGUCAAGGAAAGCCUUUCCCUAUAUCAUGCCCAUCCGGUCUUCUGUACAACCCUCACAAAGGCGUAUGUGACUGGCCAGAUAAUGUUGAAUGUGGAGAUCGCGUAAUCCCUGAUGGCGAAAGUGGAAAUGGUAACGAAGGGAGUGGAAACGAUAAUGGUGGUAACAACAACGGAGACAGUAACAACGGCGGUAGCGACAACGGUGGAAAUGAUAACGGAAACGACAAUGUUGGUGCUGGUAACUGUGACCCUAGCCAAGCUCCCGCAAUCUGUGCAGCAGAUGACUCAGAAGGGGUUCUCGUAGCUCACGAAAAAUGCAACAAAUUCUACGUUUGUAAUGGAGGCAACCCUGUCACUCUUCGUUGCCCUGGCAACCUCCUCUUCAACCCCAAGACUGACACAUGUGACUGGCCUGAGAAUGUAGACUGUGGAGACCGCGUCAUCCCUAACGGCGAAAGUGGUGGUAACGAUAACGAAGGCGGUAGCAAUGACAACGGUGGAAGUGAUAACGGUGAUGCUGGAAAUGAUAGCAACGACAGUGGAAACAACGGGCCCUGUAAUUGUAACCCCAACGAAGCACCUGAGAUUUGCGCUGCCGAAGACUCCGAUGGAGUAUUGAUUGCUCACGAUAACUGCAACACGUUCUACGUAUGUGGUCAAGGAAAACCUUUCCCUAUAUCAUGCCCAUCCGGCCUUCUGUACAACCCUCACAAAGGCGUAUGUGACUGGCCAGAGAAUGUUGAAUGUGGAGAUCGCGUAAUCCCUGAUGGCGAAAGUGGAAACGGUAACGAAGAGAGUGGAAACGACAAUGGUGGUAAUGACAACGGUGACAGUAACAACGGUGACAGUAACAACGGUGACAGUAACAACGGUGGUAACGACAACGGUGGUAGCGACAACGGAGACAGCAACAACGGCGGUAGCGAUAACGGUGGAAAUGAUAACGGAAACGGCAAUGUUGGUGCUGGUAACUGUGACCCUAGUCAAGCUCCUGCAAUCUGUGCAGCAGAUGAAUCGGAAGGCGUUCUUGUAGCUCACGAAAAAUGCAACAAAUUCUACGUUUGUAAUGGAGGCAACCCUGUCACUCUUCGUUGCCCUGGCAACCUCCUCUUCAACCCCAAGACUGACACAUGUGACUGGCCUGAGAAUGUAGACUGUGGAGACCGCGUCAUCCCUAACGGCGAAAGUGGUGGUAACGAUAACGAAGGCGGUAGCAAUGACAACGGUGGAAGUGAUAACGGUGAUGCUGGAAAUGAUAGCAACGACAGUGGAAACAACGGGCCCUGUAAUUGUAACCCCAACGAAGCACCUGAGAUUUGCGCUGCCGAAGACUCCGAUGGAGUAUUGAUUGCUCACAAUAAAUGCAACGAGUUCUACGUAUGUGGUGGAGGAAAACCUUUCGCUCUGCCAUGCCCAUCUGGUCUUCUGUACAACCCUCACAAGGGCGUGUGCGACUGGCCAGAGAACGUUGAUUGUGGAGACAGAAUAAUCGGUGGCGAAGAGAACAACGACAGUGGUAACAAUGAGAACGGUGGUAAUGAUAACGAUAACAAUGGAUCAUGCAACUGUAACCCCGGCCAAGCCCCUGCCAUCUGCGCUGCAGAUGGUUCAGAUGGUGUGCUGAUCGCUCACGAAAUAUGCAACAAUUUCUACGUUUGUGGAAACACGAAACCAGUAUCCUUCCGCUGUCCAGUCAAUCUUGUUUACAACCCAUACACUGAAACAUGCGAUUGGGCCGAGAAUGUAGAUUGCAAUGGCAGAGAAGAAGCUGGCAGCGAAGACAGUGCUAACGAUAUCAAUGGAGAUGGAAACGUUGGAGCUGGCAAUCACGACCCUAGCCUAGCGCCGAUUAUCUGCGCUGAUGAAAAAGCUGAUGGUGUACUCGUAGCUCAUGAAGAAUGUGACAAAUUCUAUACUUGUGGUAACGGUAAGCCCGUAACUCUUAGAUGCCCGGCCAACCUGUUCUUCAACCCCUCCGCCGACCAGUGCGACUGGCCUUCAAACGUAAAUUGCGGCGAAAGAACCAUUCCCAGCGGCUUCGAAGCAUCUCUUAACAAACAUUUGGUAGCUCGUCGUGCGCUUAUCCGGUCAUUAUAAAUUUUAAAUUGUUAAAUAUAAUAAAAUAUCAAGAUCUUCAUGCUUCAAAAUUGCAGCAUAAACUAUAAUCUAUACAACUAUAACUACUAUACACUGUUAUUACAUUUUUUUUGGAAAAUUAACUUAAAAUUGUCAUCAAAUAUAACUA
Messenger RNA from Ostrinia furnacalis (Asian corn borer), 6213 nucleotides. RefSeq lists its product as uncharacterized. Gene Ontology annotation, molecular function: chitin binding. NCBI's taxonomy places the organism in Eukaryota, Metazoa, Arthropoda, Insecta, Lepidoptera, Crambidae. The record is from RefSeq and is a predicted model, not a curated record. Gene Ontology annotation, cellular component: extracellular region. The transcript has 3 exons. Bases 180 to 6065 code for a protein of 1961 amino acids.